Molecule: messenger RNA, 2197 nt
Organism: Rhodamnia argentea
Lineage: Eukaryota; Viridiplantae; Streptophyta; Magnoliopsida; Myrtales; Myrtaceae
Product: pentatricopeptide repeat-containing protein At1g61870, mitochondrial
Exons: 1
Coding region: 189-1382 (397 amino acids)
Cellular component (GO): chloroplast
Molecular function (GO): protein binding
Source: RefSeq, a predicted model, not a curated record
UGGGAAAGAAAUUGACGAUGCGAUUUUUCAAUUGGCUCCAAGUAUAAACCCUAGCUCUCGUCUUCAUCUUCCUCACCAACUUUCAGCUUUGUAACAUACGGUCCCUCUCUCUCCCUCUCUCUCUAAAAGUCGCUCUCGCAGCUCAAUCUCUGCACCAGUCAGUCUCGCCGUGAAGCUCGAACGCCACAAUGUCGCCGCUCGCUCGGCUCCGGCCCAUCUCGCUGAACCUUCGCCGCCAAUUCUCGUCGUCGAUCCUGUCGCCGGAAUCGAACGCCCCUCUCUCGUCGAAGGAGAAGACCCGGGCGGCUCUCUCCCUCCUCAAGACCGAGAAGAACCCCGAGCGCAUCAUCGACAUCUGCCGGGCCGCCUCCCUCACCCCGCAGUCCCACCUCGACCGCAUCGCCUUCUCUGUCGCCAUCACGAAGCUGGCGGAGUCGAGCCACUUCGACGGAGUGCGGAGGUUCCUCGAGGAGUCGAAGGCGAGGCCGGAUUUGAAGAACGAGCGUUUCAUGUGCCACGCCAUCGUGCUCUACGGGCAGGCUGGGAUGAUCAACGAGGCGAUCAACACGUUCAAGCAGGUCGAGGAGCUAGGUAUCCGCCGGACAGUUAAGUCUCUUAAUGCGCUUUUGUUUGCUUCGAUUUUGGCUAAGGACUAUAAGGAGACGAAGAGGAUUUUUAUGGAGUUCCCUAGGAUUUAUAGCGUGGCGCCCGAUUUGGAGACUUUUAAUACUGUGAUUAAGGCGUUCUCCGAAUCCGGGUCGACUAGUUCGGGGUACUCGGCGCUGGCUGAGAUGGAUAGGAAGGGGGUUAGGCCAAACGCGACGACCUUCGGGAACAUGUUGGCUGGGUUUUAUAAGGAGGAGAAGUAUGAAGAUGUCGGGAAGGUUUUGGAAUUGAUGCAGAAGUACGAGGUCUCUCGAGGGGUUAGUAUUUAUAAUAUCAGGAUUCAGAGCUUGUGUAAACUUAGGAAGUCGGAUGAGGCGAAGGUGCUGCUCGAUGGGAUGUUGGCGAGGGGGAUAAAGCCGAAGUCGGUGACUUAUUCCCAUUUGAUUCAUGGGUUUUGCAAUGAAGAAAGGUACGACGAAGCGAAGAAGCUGUUCAAGAGCAUGAUGAACAGCGGUUGCCGGCCUAAUAGUGAUUGUUAUUUCACCUUCAUUCACUAUCUUUGCAAGGGAGGGGACUUCGACACUGCAUUGCGGAUUUGUAAGGAGAGUAUGGAAAAGGGUUGGGUUCCGAAUUUCGGAACGAUGAAGUCACUGGUUAAUGGGCUGGUGAGUAUUGAUAAGGUCAGCGAAGCUAGGGAGCUUAUUACACAGGUCAAGGAGAAGUUUUCUAGGAAUACAGAUUUGUGGGAUGAAGUAGAAGCCGGUUUACCUCAGUAAGGUAGAUAAGAUACUUUGCUGUUUUCUUUUGGUUCAAUAAGAGCGCAGCUUGAUCUGAAAUGGACAAACAUUUGUAUCAUAGAAGGCGGCUUUAUCUUUUUUCCUAGUCAUGGAAGAAACUAGUACUUCCAAUCUGACCUCUUUAAAUUGAUCGUUCUGUAAUUAUCAAGGGUUUCGGAAUUGCAUCUGACAUCCUCUUAUCAUUCAAAGUUCUUUCUACACUCAAGGAUCAGAUCAAAGGCACAUAUAAGGUGAACCAACUUUGGGAAGAUAUCUUACCUCUGUCUUGGUGCAGUUUCAAGUAGCAGUCUCCCUUUGAGCCACCUAUAGCGAGUCCUAUAAUGCUACUCUCUGGUUGGUUAUUCACUGUGGUUGUUUCUUGUGUUAGGCUAGCGGGGGAUUUCUGUGGUAAGUUUUUUCCCAAUGGAGUAGCGUGCUGUAUGCAACAUCAAUCUGGAAGUUGAUAUCACUGUUUGCUAUUUGAGUCAAUCCGACGGGAUUGUUUUCACUCCGAACAUUUUAAAUGCGCCCAUCCAUCCAUUCAAAGUGGCCUUGUCUUGAAGGAUAACUGAUGUUACCUAAGGCUUUGGUCUUAUGUUGUGCCUUAACUAGUUUGUGCCCAUAUCUUAGCAUGUUCACGAGGGAUUGGCAAAUCUUUUUAGUGGGUGUUUUCUUUACCACAUUUGCCAGAAUUAAGUGCAUUCUGAGUACUGCUUUGGUAAUAUCAGAGAUUGGAUGAAUGUUUUGCUGCUAAGAAAUGGUGCCAAUGUAAAUCCCCAAUUGUUGUUUUUGUUGCUUAAUUGCUACAGAUGCAG